This is a messenger RNA of Labeo rohita (rohu), 1672 nucleotides long. It is a transcript of the gene csf3b, whose product is annotated as colony stimulating factor 3 (granulocyte) b. The coding region runs from base 841 to 1425 and encodes 194 amino acids. The record is from RefSeq and is a predicted model, not a curated record. The transcript is spliced from 5 exons. Gene Ontology annotation, biological process: neutrophil differentiation; macrophage differentiation; myeloid cell development. Gene Ontology annotation, cellular component: extracellular region. NCBI's taxonomy places the organism in Eukaryota, Metazoa, Chordata, Actinopteri, Cypriniformes, Cyprinidae. Gene Ontology annotation, molecular function: cytokine activity.
GACUCAUAUCAAUUAAAGCGCGCUGAUAGAAUCCCUCUGUUGUGUAACUGCUGAAGUUUUUUCCCAUUCAUUCACUCAUAUUCAGCACGUGAUUUCCUCAGCAAAUAUUCUGAUUAUUUCAUGCCAUUUCCUGUUGAACAGGCAGCAUGCUGCAGGCACUGCGGGCAUAUUUAGGAAGGUAAAUAAAAAUAAAUAAAAAGGUUUUUUGGUCACCCAUGGCACUGCUGAAGACAUGGUAUAUUUUGACAGCUUUUAUUUGGACAAACAGUAUAUGUAGCCUAAAUAUUUUGUUAAAGGGGCGAAGGAAACCCCAAAAGAGGAAACAGUAAGUUGGGUAAGGCUUUCACCCGGAGUGACGCAGCAGAGGAGCGGUUCAUUGUUGCGGUCUGGAGUUUUUGUUGUUGUUCCUGCAGUGAUGAAACCGCAGAAUUCCCGGGGGCUGCUCGUUCUGAUAUCCGUCAGAUCCGUAUUUGUGUGAUAUCAAAUGUUUAAACACUACAUCUGUGAUCAUUAAAUUCGCCUUAAUAAAUAAAGGGCAUUUUGCUCGUGAGCGCUUGCCAAGAAACACUAGACAUUCACGCAAGAAAUAGCAGGAGUUCAAGAAACGUCAAAUUAUUUCCAGUUUGGGGGACGUCUUCACUUUUUUCCCAUAUCCAAAGAACCGGAAACACAGGAGUGCCUUUUUCUUUUUUCUUUCCUUAUUGGUUUUCGCAAUGCAGUGUACGUAAAGACUAAACAGCUCAUGAAAGUUUCCCUAGUUGAACAAUCUCAAUGGGUUUAAAUACCCUAGUAGAAAUCCACUGACCAUGCGCUAAAAUAUUCCAAACACUUUGAACCACAAUGAAGUUUUACCUCAUUCUUGCAGUGCACUGCUGUCUGACGCUGGUGGGUUCCACGCCGCUCCGGAAGCUCGAGCUGACGCGCGCCGUUGAGAGCGGCAUGAGUUUGGCCAAGAAGAUCCUGAGCGACAUUCCCGCAGUGCACGAGGCGUGCGUCAAAACUACGGGUCUGACCCUUUCCGGUGAAGCACAGCACUUGGAGUAUUUAUUAAGCGACAUUGGCAUCCCUGCGCCGCCGGUGCUCAAGUCUGAGGAUCUCACCAUGGAUGUGAGUUUAAAGCGUAUUGUGAGCGGUUUGGACCUACACCACCAACUUCUGCAGGAAAUCAAAGAGCUCUUGACCUCCUCAGAGGAACUGAACCUCCUGCUUGCGGAUAUUAGAGACCUGUCUGCUCAGGUCCACAAGAUGCAAGAGCUGGCCCAGAUUCCCAGCACAGUAUCCCAGAAUGCAGCGUUCGCAGCGCUGUCUCCACGACUCAGCAGUGAUUAUCUGAUCCAAGUGGCCGCUCAUCUUUCUCUUCAGCAGCUGCGCAGCUUUACACAGGAUGUUUUCCGCAGUCUGCGCCACAUUUCCGCAUCCAACUAGAUGACCAGCAGUAACCCAACAAACCAGUCCUGGUUGUAUUUCGUGUUUUCUGUGUAGAAAUGUAUUUUUGUGACGAGUUUGAAUGGGUUAUCCUUACUAAGUUUAAGUUAAACUUUGGAAUAACUGCUGUUUUAAGUGAAUGUUUUAACUGUAAUUUAUUUAAUGUAUUUAAUAUUUAUUUUAAUAUAUGACUUUUAAAUAUUUAUUAUUGUUGCUAUUAUUUUAAUGAUGUUAUAUUGAGUAGUUG